This is a messenger RNA of Tripterygium wilfordii, 1353 nucleotides long. Its product is annotated as stemmadenine O-acetyltransferase-like. Bases 1 to 1353 code for a protein of 450 amino acids. The transcript has a single exon. The record is from RefSeq and is a predicted model, not a curated record. Lineage: Eukaryota; Viridiplantae; Streptophyta; Magnoliopsida; Celastrales; Celastraceae.
AUGGAAAGCGAGAUAAUAUCAAUAGAGUCCAUCAAACCCUCUUCCCCAACACCUCAUCACCUUAGAACCCACAAGAUCUCUCUGAUUGAUCAAUCUGGCGCUCCAGCGUUAGGUUCCGUUCUCUUUUUCUAUCCACAAAGCCAAACUACCUCCAUCUCCAUGUCCAAGAUAUCACAACUGCUCAAACAAUCUCUAUCAACCACACUCACUCUUUACUAUCCACUUGCCGGAAGAUUCAUCGACAAUAUCUCCAUUGAUUGUAACGAUGAGGGGCUUUGUUAUACGGUGGCUAGAGUUAAUUAUGAUUUGCAGGAUUUUCUCAACCAACCUGAUAUGACCAAAAUACUGUCAAAAGUCCCUAAACUCGUCCCAAGGGAAAUCAUUUUUGGUAAUCAAACAACAACAGGAGGUAACGUUGUUAUGAUUCAAGAAACUGUGUUUGCUUGUGGUGGUUUUGCUAUCGGCAUAGCUUUUCCACACCAGGUGUUUGAUGCAACUUCUUUAAUGGUGUUUCUCAAAACUUGGGCUACAAUGGCUCGAGGAGGAGUAGCGAAACCUCCUGAUUUCAGCUGCUCGUAUUUGUUUCCUCAAGAUACAAAAUUUCCACAAAAUCCGAUGGACUCGACUUAUGCAAGUGCAUUUGGUAGAGAAGGUAACUUUGUUUUCAGGAGGUUUUCAUUUGAAGGAUCAACUGUAAGCAAUCUUAAAUCCAAAGCAACAAGCAAUGGAGUUCAUAACCCGAGCCGAGUACAAGUUGUGCUUGCACUCCUUUUUAGAUGUGUCAUGUCUGCAUUGAAGGCGAAAUAUGGCAUCCAAAAUUCAGUUUUGAUGUCUACUUCAGUGAACUUGCGAUCGAGGGCUGUGCCACCAUUACCAGAAACAAGUGUGGGAAAUUUAGUUUUGACGGUCCCCGCUAUAUUUGGUGAGGAAACAGAUUUGUGUAGUUUCAUAGGGAGGGUGAGGGAAAGCAUAUCCACCACAAUCAAUGGUGAGUUUUUGAAGAGCCUACAAGGUGCUCAAGCAUUGCAGCGAUUUUUGGAGUUUAUGAAAGAGACUGGUGAAUCAUAUUCUAAGGCUUUGUCCAACGGGGCUGAAUUCUUAGUGUUUAAUAGCUGGUGUAACUUAGGGAUGUAUAGUUUUGAUUUUGGUUGGGGGAAACCGAUAUGGUUUCCAUGUCUUGCUCUACCGCUUAGUGGAUCAGUGAUUCAGCUCAUGGAUGAUAGAAUGGGUAAUGGAAUACAAGCAUGGAUGACUCUGGAAGAAGAAAUCAUGUCUGCAGUGGAGAGUGAUGAGGAACUCCUUUCAUUGGCCUCAGUUCAUCCAAAUAUUCCUCUAGAAAUUGAUUCAUUGUAG